This is a messenger RNA of Rosa rugosa (rugosa rose), 1487 nucleotides long. RefSeq lists its product as uncharacterized. The record is from RefSeq and is a predicted model, not a curated record. NCBI's taxonomy places the organism in Eukaryota, Viridiplantae, Streptophyta, Magnoliopsida, Rosales, Rosaceae. The coding region runs from base 211 to 1089 and encodes 292 amino acids. The transcript is spliced from 3 exons.
UAUUAGAGUCUCCCUCUAAACGGACCAGUAUCCACUGCUACUGUCCGGACCGACUGCAAUGUGAUCUGAAACCCGACCCGCCUCUCGACCCGACCCGACUAUCUCACUCCUCCCGCCAUGUAAGCCAAGCUCUUAUGCAACUUCGGCGGCGAGUUCACUCGCAGACUCGGCCAGCUCAGCUACGUCGGCGGCAAAACCCGGCUCAUCCUCAUGGACCGGUCCGUCACCUUCGAAACCCUCCGGUUCAAGACGAGCCUCGUCAGCUCCGCUUCGCCGAGUUGCGUAGAGAUCAAGUACCAGCUUCCCAACGAGACUCUCGAGGCUCGGCUCGUCUCCGUCGCGGCGAUGAUCAGCGAGUUCGAGGCCUGGCAGAGGAUUCCGGUUUACUUGUUUGAUCGCACCGCCGGUUCGGCUUGCAGAGAGAAUGCGGUUCGGCUUGAUCCACACGGCUUCAUUGAUGCAGAGGAGGAUCUAAUAUCACUUCCUAGGGUGGGUGAUGAUUAUCCUCAGGCUUCAGUGAAUAGCGAGACCAGCCCUGCAACAUCGGAAGUUGUAGUUAAUGGAAGUGAUAGUCAAACUCUGGCUGUUGGCCAGGAAUUCUCAGAUACAAAAGCAUUUCGUGAUGCAUUGGUAGCUACGGCUAUUGCCAAGAAGUUUGAGUUAACAUUUAUCAGAUCCGACCGAGCGCGAGUAACUGCUAAAUGUGCUGAAGAUGGCUGCUCAUGGCGUAUACAUGCAUCCAAGCUUCCAGAUGUUGACACUUUCCAGAUAAAGGCAUUGAAGGGAGUGCAUUGUUGUGUACUUCCAGAACGAUCUGGCCACCGACAAGCAAAAAUGAAAUGGAUCUUAAAUUGUAUCAUGGAUCGUGUGCGAGAAAAUAUCAACUACAAACCUAAGGAAAUCAUAAAGGACAUUGAGCAAGAGUAUGGGGUUAUUAUACCAUAUUUGAAGGCCCAUCGAGCUAAAGAGCGAGCCUUGGAGUUGAUAUAUGGAAUGCCAAUGAAGGACAUAGUUUUUAAUCAAGCUGAAGUUCAGGGAGUAGAGAAGGCCUUGCAUGAUGUACUUGUCAUUGUAGGAAGAAGUCUUUGAAAGGGAGUCCAGUGCACUGUAACCUGUGCAAAAAAGCCGGACAUAAUACUGAAGUCAAGUCAAACUCAAAUUCAGGCUACGAACAGAGAAACGAAUUUUCACUGCAUGAUCUGCAAACAGAAUGGACAUAAUAGGAGGACAUGCCAGAGCAAGGUAAUUUCUCUGAUGCCUCUUACAUUGGUUCCUUUAGGAAACACAAUCAUACGCUUUAUGUUUCUCCCUCCCAACUAAAAAGUGCUCAAUUUGCAGCUGAUGGAGCAGAUGAAGGAAUUGUGUCCUAAAACAAUCAUUUUGAUGUAAUUAUUAUUGUAAUUAUUAUUAAUCAAAAGGGCAAGUUUAUUGUUCAUUGCUUAUAUUUAAUAUUUGAUUGAACAAGGUCCAAGGAAUAUGAGUUAAAG